Nicrophorus vespilloides is the source of this 1854-nucleotide messenger RNA. RefSeq names its product methenyltetrahydrofolate synthase domain-containing protein. The record is from RefSeq and is a predicted model, not a curated record. NCBI's taxonomy places the organism in Eukaryota, Metazoa, Arthropoda, Insecta, Coleoptera, Silphidae. The transcript has 4 exons. The coding region runs from base 234 to 1718 and encodes 494 amino acids. Gene Ontology annotation, cellular component: cytoplasm.
UAGUUCUGAAAAUCCGUACGAAAUUCGCUGGGAAAAAGGCACAAAAACAAUACGAGCGAAUUACAUCAUGGCAACCGACGAAUAACAAGAUUUUGUUUCAUAUUUGAGCGGGCAUUAAUAGUGUUUUGGCAGUCGUUGUCCAUCAUCGAAACAACGAGAAACUGUUUUUAAUCGUGUUUUAUUUUAGUUUUAUUUUCUCGUUUGAAUAAGUUGGAGGCUGAUUUUCAACGAAAAUGGACUCCAAUGAGGCGGAGGAUAAGCAGAAAAGCGCAGGAGAUUCGGCGGUAGCAUCGCCCAAAGAAAAAAAAGAAGAGCCUGUGACAAAGAGAACAUUUAGACAGAAGGUAUGGAAUCAUCUAGAGCAGAACAAAUUGGUGAACUUUCCACGUCCAGUGUAUGGACGUAUUCCCAACUUCGUAGGAAGCGAAGAGGCAGCUGCUAAGUUGCUCGAUUUGGAUGAGUUUAAAGCAGCCAACUCUGUUGAAGUGAAUCCCGACAAAGCGCAGGAGGCUUCCAGAAUUGUCGUAUUGGAACAGAAGAAGAAAUUAUAUGUGCCUGUUCCGAGAUUGAAGGAGGCCCUGCUGAAGUUGAUUUCGGUCUCACAGGAUGCCUCUAAAACAGAUAUCAAGAGUGCCGUCAGCCGAAAGGGCGUCGAGGAGAGCGGCACAUCGAUUAACAUCGACGAUUCUGUAAACAUCGACCUUCUGGUUGUUGGAAGCGUUGCUGUUUCUAUGACCGGAUACAGAAUUGGAAAGGGCAAGGGCUAUGCCGAUUUAGAAUUUGCAUUGUUGAUGGAACUGAAUGCGAUCACCGACAAAACGACCGUUGUUACUGUUGUCCACGAUUCGCAAGUGUUCGAAGAAUUGCCCUCAGAUAUAUUUAAACAGUACGAUGUACCUGUGGAUUAUAUCCUCACACCUACGAGGACCAUCAAGGUGCAAAAUAGAUUGCCUAAACCGAAGGAGAUCUUCUGGAAAAUGUUGUCGAACAGGAGACUGAACCUUAUGCCGAUUCUGCAGGCCCUCAAAGAAAUUGAUGAAAAAAAAGGAAUCGAUGUGGCUCUGAAAGAGGUCGAUACGGACGUUGAAUCGUACGAGUCGAGGAGAUUCCAUAGAUCAAAGAGAUUUCCGCGCAGAAGACCAAGAUCAGCUGGCAAAGCUUCUGAAUCGCAAGGCGAAGACACAUCUAAAAACGAGAAUAGAAAACCACGGAGGUUUCCUAAGCCUAGAUAUUAUCGUUCUAACAAUCAGAAAUCCGAUGCGGAUAGCAAUGAGGUUGUCGAGAAUGGUAAUUUGCGUAGGCCAUUACGCGCUACAAACGGUAGCAGAUAUAAGAAGUCGUACCGAAGGAAUAAGCCCGUGAUUGACUUCUCGUUGAUGGUGAGCAACAUAGAGAAGAACGUGCGCGUUAGGGAUCUGAAAAACGCACUCAACGAACGUGGAAUCAAACCGAACGAAAUUACCUGGAGAGGUUACAAAGGCUUUUGCUAUUUGCAUUACGCGAAGCCAACAGCUCCUAAACAGAGCAAAGAAUUCAAGGAUGAGGAGCCGGCCGCCGUUGCGCCGCCCCCGUUACCCGCCAGGCCUCCUAUUAUCGUCGACAACGUGAUUGAGAUUCUGCAGGGGUUGAAGAUAUCCCCAGAAUCUGAGUCGAAUUUGAGCGUGAAGGUCCUGAGGCUCAACUCUAGGAUCGAGACGACUGACGUUACGGCUGUUUGAGGUCUGCGCUUUCGCGUGCCGACCAAAUAGUGAUUAUUAUUCGUAUUAAUAUUCUGUUUUAAAAUACCAAAUAUUUAUAUAAUUAUUAUUGUGUUAGCUUUUCAAUACUUUAACCAUUUUUAUUUAAUAUUACCUA